AUGCUUUGUGAACACAAAGGAGCAUAAUCAUUUUGUACAUGUUGCUAAUAAGUUAUCUGUGAAUUGUGUAUAUGCUGUAAAGAUUCAAAAAAAAUAAAUGUGCCAAACAUUGAUUUAAAUGUACUUUGUUCAAGAUGUGAUCAAACUUCAGCAUAAAUCAGAUGUGAACAGUGUAUGUUUCAAUUCUGUUAAGAAUGUUUUCAAUCAGUUCAUAAAAUUGGAAAAUUUUCAACACAUAACAAAAUUGAAAUCAAUUAAAAUCUACACUAAUAAAUACUCAAAUAAAUGUCUAUAAUCACAGAACUUGAAUAAUACUCCUAAGAAUAAAUAACUUCUGUUUUAAGAUAUUUCGAAUAGAUCUAAGAAGUAUUGGAUAGGAAAAAAAAACAGUUUCUUGAUACUAUAUCCAAUUAUCGCUGCUAAUAAAUGAAAAUUCUUAAAUAAAGAAUAAGCAUAAUUGAAGCAGCUGUCAAAAUAAACUCAGAACGAUCUUUUGAAAUUCCCGAAUGUAUGAAUUACUAAAUGGAAACAUUUCAUUUAACCGCCAAAGAAUAAAUUAUUGAAUUGAUCUUAAAUAUUGAUGUUUAGAAAAUUCUUGACUAAAGCACUCUUAGUCCUCGUAGAAUUCAUACUUAGUUCAGUGUUAAAAGGAGUGCCAGUUGUAAAAAGCUGGAAACUUAAGAAAAAAUUGUUGAGGUUUGUGAAACUUUUGAGAAGAGAAAAUUUGUUAAAUAAUUGUGUUAAUCAAAUUCUAUAUAGUUAAAUUGGACUCAUUCUAAACAAAAGGUAGAGUAUAAUUUAGAAAUGGGAAUAGGAAUGAAAAUCAAAGGAAUUGAAUAGUUUAAAUAGAUUUAUUAAGGCACAGAACCGUAAUUUAUAAUUAAUGGAUUAUAAGCUAAAACCAAUUAUAAGUUUAGAGUGUAAAGCACGUUUGAAAACAAGACGAGUGAAUUCAGUGAAAUCUUGAAUUUAACCACUCCUCAAUACUAAUCUGUAGAGGAUAGUCUAAUAAUUUCUAAGAAAACUAUUAAUAAUGAUAUCUAGGUUUUAUUUGAGAAACCUGGAUUAGUGUUAGGCACAAAUCCAUUAUAUUUUGGAGUAUGGUCUUGGGAAAUUAAAUUGAUAAUCAAUGGAAUAAUUGAAGAUUUGACAGCUAGCUUAGUUGUUGGAGUAGCCAAUAAAUAGAGAAAGAUUGUUGGAACUACGCUAAAUUAUGGAUAUCAAAGAGAAUCCUUGAUUAUUAAAGUCUUAGUUGAUAUGGACAAUAAGUGCAUGACUAUAACUUCAAAGAUGCAUCCAAAUGGAGAGAGAUUCUAAAAUUUAAUAGGGCCAGUGUUUCCAGCAUUUUAGAACAAAAAUACUCACAAGGGAUCAGGGUAAUUGAGAAAGCUUAAUUCCUAUGUGGAUAAAGAAGUACUCAAUUUGACAGGAGGUCUUUAUCCCUUUGCUCUAUUCUCAUAAACAAAACCGCUCAAUCAUUAGAAAUGGGUUUAGGAGGAAAUAGUGCUGACUAAUGAGAAUAUAUAAAAAGUAAAGGCAUGGGUACCAGAACAAGAAAGAGGGUUAAUGUUUAAAGGAGAAAAAGUCAAUUAAGAUCCGGAAUAUCUUGAAUUUAAAGAAGAGGAAAUAAGUAUUGACAAUGAUUGGAGUUUUGAAGAGACUUAAUAUUUAUUCAAUUAAUUGAGGAACUAUAAUUACAAUUUCAUAGUGCUUUCUGAUAGAUAUUCAUAUCAAAAUAAAAACCGAGAUAUUUAUGAAUUGAAGGAUAGAUAUUACAGUGUUGUUAAUGAGGUCUUAUAAAAAAGGAAUGAUAAAUCACAUUUUCUAUACAAUUAUGUUUAUGAUGAAGAAUAUGAUCGAUUUAGAAAUAUGGAACUUGAAAAGUACUUAAAAAGAACAAAGUAAAUUUGUGAUGAAGACAAGAAGUUGCAAGAAGAUCUAAGAAAGGUUGAUCAAUAAAUAAAAAAAUAAGAGAGGGAACACAAAAGUCUAUGCAAAUCAAUUAAUUUAUAAGAAUAUGAUGAUAUUGAUGAUAAAUCGAUCAAUUAUAUGAUAGAUAUGUCUUAAAGAAAUGAGGAAGUUAAAAAAACAACCACUGAGAGAAUAGUUUAUUUAAGAAAUAAAUGGAUCAAUGAAGCAUUACCUUUACCUUCUUCAAUCAAAGAUAAAUUGGAUAGGUAGUUAAAAGAAGUGCUGCAAAAUACUAAAUUAGCUUUGAAUUAAGAAAUUGAAGAGUUAUUCUGUAACCUACGCAAACUCUAAUUGGGUGUAUUGAGUUAGCAGAGAUUACAAAAGAGAAGAGAGCAAGAUAAAAGAUAUUUAGAAGAUAAAAUUAAAAAACUUAAAGCUUAGCAUGAUUAACAAUAAGCAAGCGAUAUGAAAACUAAAAAGUGA
Molecule: messenger RNA, 2394 nt
Organism: Paramecium tetraurelia
Lineage: Eukaryota; Ciliophora; Oligohymenophorea; Peniculida; Parameciidae
Exons: 3
Biological process (GO): chromatin remodeling; negative regulation of transcription by RNA polymerase II; DNA repair
Cellular component (GO): Swr1 complex; NuA4 histone acetyltransferase complex
Molecular function (GO): protein binding; transcription corepressor activity; zinc ion binding
Source: RefSeq, a predicted model, not a curated record